Molecule: messenger RNA, 1311 nt
Organism: Toxotes jaculatrix (banded archerfish)
Lineage: Eukaryota; Metazoa; Chordata; Actinopteri; Toxotidae
Gene: sbk1
Product: SH3 domain binding kinase 1
Exons: 4
Coding region: 1-1311 (436 amino acids)
Biological process (GO): peptidyl-threonine phosphorylation; peptidyl-serine phosphorylation
Molecular function (GO): ATP binding; protein serine/threonine kinase activity
Source: RefSeq, a predicted model, not a curated record
AUGCAGGACCAUGGAGGAGAGAGACAGGUCGCCAGCAGUCUGCCCCACAGCGUCAAGGCGAGCCUGUCUCUUUCUCCAUCUGGGCCGGGACGGGUGGGCAGCGGCGGGGGCUCCCCUACAUCCAAGAUGGGCUACUGCGGAGGGGUGCCAGUGGAGGACAUGCAGGCCCUGGCCAUCACGUCUCUGUCGGCAGCAGAUGUAGCCAAACAGUAUGAGCACAUCCGUGAGCUGGGGAAGGGCACGUAUGGCAAAGUGGACCUGGUGGCUCACCGAACACAGGGCACCAAAAUGGCGCUGAAGUUUGUUACCAAGAACAAGACGAAGCUGAAAAGCUUCCUGCGGGAAUACAGUCUAACAGGCUCACUUAGCUGCAGCCCUUUCAUCAUCAAAGUCCUGGACGUGCUUUUUGAGACGGAGGACAGCUACGUGUUUGGACAAGAAUAUGCCCCCGCUGGAGACCUUUUCGACAUCAUCCCCCCACAGGUGGGCCUGCCAGAGGAAAUGGUCAAACGCUGCAUGCAACAACUGGGCUUGGCCCUGGACUUUAUGCACAGUAAAAACCUGGUGCACAGGGAUGUCAAACCUGAGAAUGUGCUGUUGUUUGACCGCGAGUGCCGCCGCAUCAAGCUAGCAGACUUUGGAAUGACUCGACGCGUGGGCUGCCGCGUGAAACGAGUGAGUGGUACCAUUCCCUACACGGCACCGGAAGUGUGCCGCGCCAGUCGUGCCGAGGGUUUCCUUGUGACCACCAGUCUGGAUGUGUGGGCUUUCGGCGUGCUGGUCUUCUGCAUGCUGACGGGCAAUUUCCCCUGGGAGGCAGCGCUGCCGGCCGAUGCCUUCUACGAGGAGUUUCGCCGCUGGCAGAAAGCAGGUUGUCCUGUGGGAACGUACCCGUCUCAGUGGCGCCGCUUCACUGAUGAUGCCUUGCGCAUGUUUCAGAGGCUGCUCGCUGCUGAGCCAGAAAAACGCUGUGGAGUCAAGGAUGUCUUCUGCUUUGUCAAGUAUGAGCUGGUCAGCGAGCUCAGGCGCAGAGCAUCUUGCCGAGCCAAGAGAGGUGAGAGGUCAAGCUCGGGAGUGUGCACUGGCAGUUGCACUUCCUCUUCGUCCUCCACUACAUCGCGCUCCUCCCACAGACACCCUGAGCCCUCCACCCCUCCGGGAACAUCUUGCCUGCGGCCGGCGCCACUUAAACGUAGUGUGCUCUCUGACCCGUUGUCUCCCAGAGAGGAGUCUGGACAGCACCAGUCUCCAGGCCGAGACAAGAACAAAAGCCAGAUGGUGAUGGCAACUGCCAUCGAAAUCUGUGUGUGA